GGAUUGGAUAAUGCCAUCCGCUGUCUAUCAAAAAAGUCAAAAAUGAAUGUUCUCGAAAGGACGCAGCAAGAUUGGCAAGAAUUCAAAAAUGGAGAGGAACUGGAUAACCAUAAUCGUGGCAAAUGUGGUUACAUCGAUAGGAUGGCAUUUCUGAAUCGUGCCGACCUUCGAACUUUUGAACUAGAAAGGAACGCACGUAAUAGUAGCCCUAUAGAUUCUGGUUAA
Molecule: messenger RNA, 225 nt
Organism: Dracunculus medinensis (Guinea worm)
Lineage: Eukaryota; Metazoa; Nematoda; Chromadorea; Rhabditida; Dracunculidae
Source: the annotation of a GenBank genome assembly